UUUUUUUUUUCAUUGUUAUUUUUUUUUGUCUUUUAUUUUUCUUUCUUCUUACGCAAUUCAGAAAAUAUGGAAGAGUUUCCUGCUGGUUAUUUUUAUAUCAAGUCUCGUCAUUCAGGAAAAGUCAUUGAUGUGGAUGGAGCUUCCAUAAAGAAUGAUGGAAAGAUAUUAAUAUGGACACCUAAACAUAAUGACGAUCGAGAUAAUCAACUAUGGUAUUACCAGGAUGGAUUUAUCAUUAAUAAAUGCUCCGGUAAAGUUUUGGAUGUUCGAGGAGGACCUAUUACAGAUGAUGCAUGGAUCUGUCAAUAUGAUCGUAAAUUGAUCCCAGAGGCACAAAACCAACGAUGGGGAUAUGAACGAGGUUAUAUUUAUGUCUUAUCUGAUCCUCAUAUGGUUCUUGAUGUACGUGGUAAUUCUACAGCCGAUGGCACCCGUAUCAUUUUACACCAUAAGAAAUUUGGAUAUGAAAAUACAAGUCAAUUAUGGGAUUUAAUACCUGCGGGUCAAGUAAGAGCCGAAAGAGAAGUUUUAUUCGAAACAGAUUUUGAAUAAUAAAAAGAU
This is a messenger RNA of Mucor mucedo, 561 nucleotides long. RefSeq names its product ricin B lectin domain-containing protein. The record is from RefSeq and is a predicted model, not a curated record. NCBI's taxonomy places the organism in Eukaryota, Fungi, Mucoromycota, Mucoromycetes, Mucorales, Mucoraceae. The transcript has 4 exons. Bases 67 to 552 code for a protein of 161 amino acids.